Molecule: messenger RNA, 249 nt
Organism: Rotaria sp. Silwood1
Lineage: Eukaryota; Metazoa; Rotifera; Eurotatoria; Philodinida; Philodinidae
Source: the annotation of a GenBank genome assembly
AUGUUUCAAGAUGGAUUACAAGAAGAUAAACUCAAUGACUCUGAUAAUAUCUCAUUAAGUCAAUCUUUUUCAAGUAGUCCGAAAAAACCAAGUACACCUGUAUCAAGACAGACUGAAAAUGUAUCAAUUGUUGAUGAAAGUUUACAUGAUGAAGAUGCUUGGAUGCCUAUUUUAGCUGUUGUUAAGGCUGAAAUUGAUGCACUCGAUGAACAAGAUCGAGCGAAUUCAUUAACUGAGAGAUAUUGUUAA